Rhipicephalus microplus (southern cattle tick) is the source of this 589-nucleotide messenger RNA. RefSeq lists its product as uncharacterized. Lineage: Eukaryota; Metazoa; Arthropoda; Arachnida; Ixodida; Ixodidae. The record is from RefSeq and is a predicted model, not a curated record.
AUGGACUUUGCUGGACCUGUCGAAAGGGGUUCAUUCCUGGUGGUUGUUGACGCAUGCAACAAAUGGCUGGAGGUAAAACAAAUGGGCACAACGACAUCGGCGGCAGUUAUUGACACUCUGCGGCAGUUGUCUGCAACGUUCGGACAACCGCACAAGGUUGUCUUCGACAAUGGUACUUCGUUUGUGUCCAUGGAGAUUCUCAAGUUUUAUAGAGACAAUGACGUCUCGUCUAUUACGUCAGCUCCAUACAACCCGAUGAACAACGGGCAAGCCGAGCGCUACGUGGCAGAGCUCAAAUGUGCCCUCGCUAAAAAUCAGACUGGGACAAUGCAACGCCGCGUCACGCGCUUUCUCUUCAAACAGUACAACACUGUUCAAAGCUCCACAGGAGAAACACCAGGGAAACUGAUGUUUGGCGGAGAAAUACGAACCCAGCUGACAACAAUUGUUAAAGCCCUCGACAAAAAAAUUGUUCAAGGAAAAAAAAGCUAUCGUGUAGCAAGAGAAUUCAAAGUGGGCAGCACAUAUCUGCCUGCCAAUUUGACAGAGGGCCUAGCUGGGUUGAAGCGACGGUGCUCAAAACGCACAG